ACAGGAGAAAUGGAUGUCAUUUUACAGCUUGUUAUAGUGACAGUUUGGUAUUCCCGUGUAAUCAGCACAGAAAUUGAAAAUUCAACUAUCACGUAUGUAUAUGGUUUCAAGUGCUACUUCGGACACCAGCGAUUAGACCUUUCUUCUGUUGUGUACAUCCAGUACGAAGGGGACCCCAUUCUUUGUGAUGAAAUCUUUUUUCUUGGACAGGAUGCAACCAAUGGAAACAAAUACCAGCUCUGUCUAACGCCUGUUUAUUACCACGAUCCGUACUGUGAGAUUUUCGUAGAGUACAAAUCCUACCUUACCGGCCAAAUUCUUCAGACGUUAAGAUGUAAGGACAACAACACAAACACCUGGUGUUCAGAAGAAACUGACAACUUAUCUGUUAGAAUUAAGAUGGAGUCGUUUGUUCGACAAAGGACUGAAGCUCGGGUCAAAAUGAGACUCGAGGUCAAGCCAAAAACAUACAGAGGUAUCUUUUUGCAUUUCCCCAUCAUCUUUUGCGGUGGUCGGUAUGGAACAUGA
Saccostrea echinata is the source of this 528-nucleotide messenger RNA. RefSeq lists its product as uncharacterized. The coding region runs from base 10 to 528 and encodes 172 amino acids. NCBI's taxonomy places the organism in Eukaryota, Metazoa, Mollusca, Bivalvia, Ostreida, Ostreidae. The record is from RefSeq and is a predicted model, not a curated record. The transcript has 3 exons.